This is a messenger RNA of Peniophora sp. CBMAI 1063, 303 nucleotides long. NCBI's taxonomy places the organism in Eukaryota, Fungi, Basidiomycota, Agaricomycetes, Russulales, Peniophoraceae. The record is from the annotation of a GenBank genome assembly.
AUGGUCUCUGUCUCGCGCAUUCUCGCUACCUUCGUCAUGACGACUGUUUCCUCCCUCACCGCGGUUAACGAUGCCGCCGUUUUCGCUAUGGUCUCUGUCUCGCGCAUUCUUGCUGCCUUCAUCAUGAAGACUGUUUCCUCCCACACUGCGGUUGACGAUGCUGCCGUUUUCGCCAUGGUCUCCGUCUCGCGCAUUCUCGUUGUCUUCAUUAUGACGACUGUUUCUUCCCUCACCACAUCCACCGCCGAUGGCACUCCCGUCCUCUGGGCUCGUGAUGGUGUUGGGCUCAUGAUGACCAGAUGA